This is a messenger RNA of Monosiga brevicollis MX1, 624 nucleotides long. RefSeq lists its product as uncharacterized. The record is from RefSeq and is a predicted model, not a curated record. The transcript is spliced from 5 exons. The coding region runs from base 1 to 624 and encodes 207 amino acids. Lineage: Eukaryota; Choanoflagellata; Craspedida; Salpingoecidae.
AUGGCAGAGGUAGUUGAAGAUGGGUUUUGGACCCAGACGGGUGAGCUGACGGACGAGGCGCGCUGGCUCAACACUGACGGCCAGCACUGGACGCUCAAGGAGGCUGGUGCAACCUGUCGGCUGCAGGUGGGCGAUUUUUGGCAGAGGACCUUUUACAGCCCGCCAAUCUGCAAGAGCAAUGCUCCCGCAUUACUGCGCCCUUUUCCUCCUGACCAUCGCGUUGAGACAGAGUUUGUGAUUGAGCCCCAGAACCAGUUUGAUCAAGCAGGCCUGCUGGUGUAUUGCCAUGACCAAUGCUGGCUCAAGGCCGGCAUCGAGUAUGCGGACGGGGCGCUCCGCCUCAGCACUGUGGUGACCAACGGCUUUUCUGAUUGGUCUACUCAGGUAGUCGCGACGGCUGGAUGUGCUCUGCGCGUGAGUCGCACCUCCGUGCAGGACUACGUCGUCGAAGUACAGAAUGAGGCUGGCGCCUGGGACUUUAUUCGUAUUGCACACUUGGACACAAAGGAGCAGGACACCGUGCGCGCUGGCCUCUACGCCUGUGCGCCCCAGCAAAUCGGGGGCCUUGUUCGCUUCUCAAGAGCCCGACUGCAGCAGGGCAUCGACUUUGCGCACUCGGCCUAG